This is a messenger RNA of Armigeres subalbatus, 1762 nucleotides long. RefSeq lists its product as uncharacterized. The transcript is spliced from 3 exons. The coding region runs from base 68 to 961 and encodes 297 amino acids. The record is from RefSeq and is a predicted model, not a curated record. Lineage: Eukaryota; Metazoa; Arthropoda; Insecta; Diptera; Culicidae.
AUUUAUAAUUUGAAAAGUUUUACUAGUGGCACCGACAAACUAGCAGCUACACUUUCCACCACCCUUGAUGACCGUCAUAAUUAAGAUGAUUAUCGCAUUUAUUUCCCUAUUUUCAUAUCGAUCGUCACGGUACAUAAUAAUAAGGGCCCGUCUUGUUUCUUUCAUUUCCGUUCCAGUGAAUCUUGCCAAGAUAAGAGCAGAAAACUGCGGUCAGGAGGAACUGGCCACAUGCGCCCGACCCUUCCAGGUACUGCAGUCGUCAACGGAUUUGUCGAUAGCGACCAAAAAAGAGGAGCUGGAUAAAAUUUGCCCCGAUUUAACUAGGGGCCUACACUGCAUCCGAAGCUACACGCGGCGGUGCAUGACUCUGGAGCAGCGGAAUCGUUUCAAUAAACUCUAUAAUGGCACCCAUCAAUUCGUUCGAGACCUCUGCCGGGAAGGACCGUAUCAGAGCGAAUUUUUAACGCACGCUCCCUGCCUGCAGCGUGUGCGACCGGACUACGAAGUUUGCGGCCGGAAAUACCACAAUACGGUUUCGGUUAUCACCCAGCAGCAACAACAUCACCAGGCCCGCCACGAAAGGCAUCACCAGCAGCAGCAGCAGCAGCAACAACAACAACCCAAUCAUCAUACCACGGCUGGGCGGGAUGCCGAGGCGGAUGUGCGGACAGUGUGCUGCUCGUUUAUAGAAUAUCUAGACUGUUCGGAAAGUGUCGCCAAGAAGACAUGCGGUUGGGAAACGGCGAAAUUCACGCGCGGAUUUCUGGACAAAAUGUCGUCGAAUCUGAUAAAUAUGUACUGCGAAGAUUACUACAACUCGAACAAAUGCCCCUCGAUGCAAUCAUCCGGCAUCAGCAUCAUACCCAGCAGCAUCACCAGUUUCCUGGCCUUCUUGGUCCCGAGCGCUCUAUGCUUCAUGAACAAAUAUUUCUCAAAUAUCAGCCUACUUCGGUUACGAUAAAACCGCGCCUUGUUCCUAGGUACGAAUUUCAAAACUCAUGAAACACAUCUCCAUGGGAGCCGUCGCUCGUUGUUCUUGGCCCACUGCUCUGGUGUGCCUUCUCGCGUCUUGAUUACCGGCUUACCCUAACCUUUUCCGCAUUAGGUAGGCCUACCUACCGCUCGCUCGGCAGUGCUCAGCUCACCCAUUUCGAACUUGUAAAUGACAAACUUGUUAACAUAGGUUAUGAAACAUAGAAGCGCAAGAGACGACGACGAGUUAUGAUCAUCACAGUUUCGAUCCAACAUAGGCAACGCUGAAGCUAAUCAACAAGCGAGGGAGAAAUUAGUGUUAAUUAAUUUAUUGACUCGAAUUAGUGGCCAGGGCUAAGGUGCUCAUACUCCUCUACCAUUCAAUGGUUAUGAUCUGUUUAAAAAAUAUAGAUCAUAAAAAACGGUGACCAGGGUUGUUGAUUCGUUAAACUUCAGUUGUGAUGUGGAGAUGUCACAAACUGAAGUUAAUUAUUAAGAAACCGUUCCGUCUUUAUUAGUUUUAGACUGAGACAGGUUAGUUAAGGUCAGUUCAAGAAUUUAAUACGUUUAAGAUGAUCAAGAAUGCUAAUCAAAUGUACAUAUGCGAGUUUACGGUAGCUUUAGGUAGUCAUAUACUAAAAUGCUAAAUCAACAUCAUAAUAUUGAACCUGUAUUAAGCAAAAUCCAUUCAAAUGAGACAUGCUAGUAAUAUGUUAAAAUUGAAACCAAAUAUUAGCGAGUAAGCUACUGAUAAUAAAUAUCAUUAAUUUUUAAAGAAAUUUAAUCAAGA